AUGUCCACUCGCUAUCACCAAGCUGCUAGUGAUAGCUACCUGGAACUUCUGAAGGAGGCUACCAAGAGAGAUCUGAAUCUUUCUGAUGAAGAUGGCAUGACUCCCACACUCCUAGCAGCCUAUCAUGGGAACUUGGAAGCCCUAGAAAUAAUCUGCAGCAGAGGAGGGGAUCCUAAUAGAUGUGACAUCUGGGGAAAUACUCCUUUACAUUAUGCAGCCUCCAAUGGUCAUGCCCACUGCGUCUCGUUCCUGAUCAACUUUGGUGCCAACAUCUUUGCUCUGGACAAUGACUUACAGUCUCCACUGGAUGCUGCUGCCAGCAGAGAGCAGAAUGAAUGUGUCGCUCUUCUGGAUAAGGCUGCCACCUCCCAGAACAUCAUGAACCCCAAGAAAGUCACCAGGCAGAAGGAGCAGGCUCAGAAGAAUGUCAAGAAGCAGAUCAAAGAGUGUGAGAGGCUCCAGGAGAAGCACCAAAAUAAGAUGGCCCGCACAUACAGCAAGGAGGAAUCUGGGACUCUUUCUUCUUCCAAGGGAACUUUCUCUAGGUCACCCCUUUCGAAUGCUUCUGCUUCUAACACAUUUGGGUCACUGUCUAAGAGUAUUAAAGAUACCCUCAAGCUUAAGUUCAAGAAGAACAAAGAUACAGCAGAGCAGUUAGGGGAUGGGAGCAGAAGUGGGCAGAAGAAUGUGAUGGAAGUGUUCAGAGAGGAUGAGGAAGACGAAUUCUCAGGGGACUUCAUAGAGAAGCUCCAAUUAUCUGCAGAGGGGGACAGCUGUAUGCAACACGAAUCCAUUCUCAACCGUCCAGGUCUAGGAAAUGUUGUUUUUGGAAGGAAUAGAAUAUUCAGCCCUGAAGACAUCUCAGACAGCAGGAGGGAGCUGGGGUUUACAAUGCCCAGCGAAUUGCUUCAGAGACAAGGAGAAGCCGAGGCUGAUGAAGAGGGAGAGGAAAACAACCAUGAAGAUGACCUGCCUUGGGAUGAGGAUGAAGUGCACUGGGAGGAAGAUGUGGUUGAUGCUACUCCCCUGGAAGUGUUCCUGCAGUCCCACUGCUUGGAAGAAUUUCUUCCUAUUUUCAUGAGAGAACAGAUUGAUCUGGAAGCUCUGCUGCUUUGCUCUGAUGAGGACCUUCAGAGCAUACAAAUGCAGCUGGGUCCCAGGAAGAAAGUUCUUAAUGCCAUAAAUAGAAGGAAGCAGGUGCUACAACAGCCUGGGCAGUUGGUUGACACCAAUCUCUGA
This is a messenger RNA of Rangifer tarandus platyrhynchus (Svalbard reindeer), 1239 nucleotides long. Lineage: Eukaryota; Metazoa; Chordata; Mammalia; Artiodactyla; Cervidae. The record is from the annotation of a GenBank genome assembly.